CAGAGUCAGGAGCUCCACUGAAAGCGAACAGCUGAGGUUUUCCACUGGUGGGGGGAAAACCUCCAGCGGAGGAGGGUUUUCCUCCUGCAGAGGAGAGAGGCUGAUGCUGUUGUUCAGUCUCUGGGAGCAUAGCGAGUGAGGAGGCAUCUCUCAGCCUUCAGCUGCUGAUCUGUUCACCGCCCGGAGUUAGACCUGGACACCCCUGAGCUCCCCUGGUGGCGCCUGUUGUUCAACCAAUCAGAUCAGACUAAACCAUGAGGCUCCUCCUCCUGCUCUGCCUUCUGACGCUCGGCCACUCCAAGCCCUACCGGCCCGUCAACGUCAAGGAGCUCAUGAAAACCAACGACAUCAUGAUGGCAGACUGGGAUGACGAUGACGAUGACGACGAUGAUGAUUACGAUGAUGAGGACUGCCCGGCUCACUGCCGAUGUUCACCUGGAGUGCUGCAGUGCUCCGAUCAGGGUUUAAUUUCUGUUCCUGAGAAGAUUCCUGAAGAAACGGUGAUGAUCGACCUGCAGAACAACGACAUCACCGAGAUCAAGGAGGACGACUUCAAAGGCCUCAACAAGCUUUAUGGUCUGUUCCUGAUCAACAACAAGAUCUCCAAGAUCCACGCCAAGGCCUUCAGAAACAUGGACCACCUGCGGCUGCUGUACCUGUCCUACAACCUGCUGACGGAGAUCCCGGCCAACCUGCCUCCCAACGUCAUCGAGCUGCGCUUCCACGAGAACAACAUCAACCGGAUCCAGAAGGAGGCCUUCAAGGGCCUGAGGAAGCUGCAUGUGUUGGAGCUGGGAGCCAACCCUCUGGCCAACAGUGGGAUCGAACUGGGAGCCUUCGACGGCCUGUCCACUCUCUACAUCGGCAUAGCAGAGGCCAAGCUGACAGCCGUCCCCAAAGCGCUCCCGACUUCCAUCACUGAGCUGAGUCUGGACUACAACAAGAUCUCCAAGGUGGAGGUGGAGGACUUCAAGAGAUACAAGAACCUGCAGAGGUUAGGACUGGGCUUUAACCAGAUCCGAUCCGUGGAAAACGGCAGCCUGGCCAGCAUCCCGGACAUCCAGGAGAUCCAUCUGGACCACAACCGUUUGAAAAAAGUCCCAGCGGGCCUCAGCUCCCUGCGCUACCUCCAGGUAAUUUUUCUUCAUGGCAACAAAAUCAACAAUGUGGGAUACAACGACUUCUGCCCCAGAUCUCCCAGCGAGAAGAAGAAACCGUACUCUGCCAUCAGCCUAUUCGCCAACCCGGUGAAAUACUGGAGCAUCCAGCCGGCCACGUUCCGCUGCGUGGCCAGCCGGCGGGGCAUCCAGCUGGGGAACUUCAGGAGGAAGUAGAGCAAGAUGGCGGCCACUCCGAAACAGACCCAACAUCCUCAUAACAGAAGGAGGGGAAAAAACCCUGUAGGCUGAAAACUGUAGGAAAUUAGACUCAUUUCUCAUUAUAUUGGCGUAUAUUAGAAACGAUGCUGUUGAUGCUGGUUCAUUCUCUCUGAUAAAUGUUGAAUCAUAAGCUAACAGCAGGGGGCGUUUACUGGGGAGUCAGUAUUUGUAUUUUUAUGAAAACCACUCUGACAUUUAUUAUGGGCUUCAAAUAAAGAUGCUUUUAGUUCUUUUUAUUCUAGCCUGGAUAAGAUCCACCUGAUAUUUGUAAAACUUUAUAAAAUCUCUUUUGAACAUUUUUAUUAAUGUUGGGAUGUUAUAAUUUCCACAGAGGACAAAAACUGUAACAUAUGAGGUGCUUAAAUAUUGCUUUUCCCUCCUGAAUAACUGGCUCUGAGUUGUUGUACGUAAUCUGACUGCAUGCUUGUGUCGUCUGUAUUUAGAGGCUGAGGUCCGUUUGGAUCAGAACUUUGAGUCCUCUGCAGGGCCGAGGACAGACUGUUCGUUUGUUUCAUCCAGACAGCUUCAAAAGUCCCAACCUGGAACGUCAGAGCAUCUUUUGUUUCAACAUGUCUCCUCUGAAAUGGUGCUAUAUUUAUUGAGGAUGUCUAAUAAAUAAAUCUGAAACACCUCAA
Messenger RNA from Xiphophorus hellerii (green swordtail), 2014 nucleotides. RefSeq names its product asporin (LRR class 1) (gene aspn). The record is from RefSeq and is a predicted model, not a curated record. Gene Ontology annotation, molecular function: protein binding. The transcript is spliced from 8 exons. Lineage: Eukaryota; Metazoa; Chordata; Actinopteri; Cyprinodontiformes; Poeciliidae. The coding region runs from base 255 to 1334 and encodes 359 amino acids.